Lodderomyces jiufengensis is the source of this 477-nucleotide messenger RNA. RefSeq names its product D-amino-acid N-acetyltransferase (gene HPA2). Lineage: Eukaryota; Fungi; Ascomycota; Pichiomycetes; Serinales; Debaryomycetaceae. Gene Ontology annotation, cellular component: cytoplasm. Gene Ontology annotation, biological process: protein acetylation. The transcript has a single exon. The record is from RefSeq and is a predicted model, not a curated record. Gene Ontology annotation, molecular function: N-acetyltransferase activity. Bases 1 to 477 code for a protein of 158 amino acids.
AUGUCAGUAACAAUCAGAGCAAUCGAAGCAAAAGAUAAAGAAGAAUGGGUCAAUUUAUGGACUGGUCCAAAUGGUUAUAUUGAAUUUUAUGGAUCUUCAAAUAUAAUUACCCCAGAAAUUACAAAUACAACAUUUGAUAGAUUUUUAAAUCCAAAUGAUCCAACUUAUUGUAAUGUUGCAGUUAAUUCUGAAACUGGGAAAUUAAUUGGUUUUGCAACUUAUUUAACUCAUAGAAAUACAUGGACUGUUGAAGAUACUUGUUAUUUAAAUGAUUUAUUUGUUUGUGAAUCAAAUAGAUUAGGUGGUGUUGGUAGAAAAUUAAUCGAAUCUGUUUAUAAAUCAGCUGAUGAAUUAAAUUGUAAAAAUACUUAUUGGUUAACACAAUUUCAUAAUCAUAGAGCUCAAAUGUUAUAUACAAAAGUUGGUGUUAAAGCUGGAUUUUUAGUUUAUGCUAGACCAAACAAUAACUACCUUUAG